This is a messenger RNA of Cucurbita pepo subsp. pepo (vegetable marrow), 1630 nucleotides long. RefSeq lists its product as uncharacterized. The record is from RefSeq and is a predicted model, not a curated record. Gene Ontology annotation, cellular component: mitochondrion. Lineage: Eukaryota; Viridiplantae; Streptophyta; Magnoliopsida; Cucurbitales; Cucurbitaceae. Gene Ontology annotation, biological process: cytidine to uridine editing; mitochondrial mRNA modification.
AGCCCCAGAUAAACCCUUGUCUUUGUCUCAAGCCCUCUCCAAUGGCGACUCGGCUCUUGUACCGCUCGCUACCUAAAACCCUGAUUUCGGCUUCCAUAUUCUCUCGUUCAUUUCUCACUGCCACUGGAACGGCCUUAUCCGCCUCUUCACACUCCUCUGCCUUUCUUCUCCGUCGCCUUCGUCCCCUCGCUGCUAUAGUUGUCGCUGAUUUCCGCGGCCUCUCUCCAGCGGCGAGCGCGAGCGCGAGGGAGUUCGCCACCAGUACCACUUCAUCCUCUCUCAAAGAUCCGAAUCCGAACUGGUCUAAUCGCCCACCCAAGGAGACCAUAUUACUUGAUGGCUGUGAUUUUGAGCACUGGCUCAUUGUUAUGGAGAAGCCAGAGGGCGAUCCCACGAGGGAUGAAAUUAUCGAUAGCUAUAUCAAAACACUUGCCAUGGUUGUCGGAAGUGAGGAAGAAGCUAGGAUGAAGAUAUACUCUGUUUCAACAAGGUGCUACUAUGCAUUUGGGUGCCUUGUUUCUGAAGAACUUUCUUACAAGAUUAAAGAGCUGCCUAAGGUUCGUUGGGUCCUUCCUGAUUCAUACUUGGAUGUUAAGAAUAAAGAUUAUGGAGGGGAGCCUUUUAUAAAUGGUCAGGCUGUUCCAUAUGACCCGAAGUACCAUGAGGAAUGGGUAAGAAACAAUGCUAGAGCAAAUGAAAGGAAUAGGCGUAAUUCAGACGGCUCAAGAAAUUUCAAUAGGAGGGAACAUACCCGGAACAGAGAAUUCCCAAAUGCUUCACCUACUUCAGGAACAGCUCCAAGUAAUAUGCCACCUCGCAAUCAUGAUGGAUUGCCCCAAGGCAACUAUAGCCGACCACCGCCGCCACCACCCAACACCUUUAGCCGGCCGCCGCCACCACCACCACCACCAUCAAGCAACUUUAGCGGACCACCACCGCCACGACCCAACAACUUUAGUGGACCACCACCACCACCGAAUAACUUUAGCAGACCACCUCCACCACCACAGAACAACUUUAGCGGACCACCACCACCACGACCACCGCAGAACAACUUUAGCGUACCACCACCGCACAACUAUGCACCACCACCACCAUACAACUCCGGGGCACCACCACCACCAUACAACUCCGGGGCACCACCACCACCACCAUACAACUCUGGAGAGCCACAGCCAAACAACCAUUGGGGAGCACCACCGUCCAACUACUAUGGUGGAGCUUCAAACACGGGUGGGCCACCUGCUCAAAACAGCUAUAGAGAGAUGCAGCCUAAUGCUGGUGGGUGGUCUAGGAAUGUGCAUAACAAUCAACGAGAAUAGUCAUAAACUGUUCAGGAAAGUCUCAAAGUAGCGGAAUUCUUUGGUUUUUUAAGAUUUACUUGUUGCUUGGUUCAAACCUGAAAUCCUUCUGGCCACUGAGUAUUUGUUCAGGUACUACUGCGGCAAACCAUGAGUUUAGUUUUGCUUUGUGGGUAGUAUAGUUUCAAAGAUGCAUGAGAUGAUGUAAUAACAUUCACAAUGUCAUCUAUGUUUUUGGGCAAUCUCAUUUGUGCCCCCCUCAACUCUCCUGUAUUGUGGCUCACUUACUGGUAUGGCAAUGGCAAUAGUUCUCUAAACUUUUCUAGUUG